UGACAAAAAAGCUGGAGAAUUCAAAAAGCAUUUAAUUUCGAGGGUUUUGGAUUUUGGAAAAAAAUGGCAAUAGGCGCCAAAUAUUUAUCCUGAAUGUUUAAUUUUCCCGCUCAUUCUGUGGAUUAUAUCUGAAAGAAAAGUAAUUGCUUUAGUAUGAGCGGAGUUUUGCAGCUUAGAUUAAUAAAAACACUAGUCAUUAGUGAGUGCCUUGUUUCUUUGUUUUGCUGUUUAUUAUUAUUUUUUUUUUCUUACCCGUUGCUAGAUUAUAUUGUCGAGUUUCUACUUCCGAAGAUUGCAAAAACAAAUGAAGUCGAUAGUCAAAUAGUUGUGAAGGGCAGAGACUGCGUUUAGGUUUAACUUUUCUUUUCUUUUUCUUUUUUCUUUUUUGUUUUGUACGAAAAAGAAGAAUGGGAUCUGCGUCGCUAUUGGAUUCAUCAGUCUCCAACUGCUCAGUUGAUAUUUCUGCAUCAGCAUCCUUAUCAAACUCAACUUUGCUUGAUAUGUAAUCUGUAGCAGGAAUGAAAAAGAACAAAGGUAAACCAAAAUCCUCGGUAUCUAAAGCUAACAAGGAACAAAUAAACAACAUAAAAGAAAAGAAGCGAAGUUCCUCUCAGAAGAAUGAAGAACCUGCUGGUUCUAAGAAAAGGCCUAAGCGAGCUGCUGCAUGCACAGAUUUCAAGGAGAAGGCUGUGCGAUUGUCUGACAAGUCCUCUGUUCUUGAAUCAAGAAGAGAUCAAUUUGCUGAUGAUGAGAUUUUAGCUGUUCACCUUACUCAUGGACAAGAUGAUGGCCGUCCUAACAGGAGACUAACAGAUUUUGUUGUGCAUGAUGAAAAUGGCACCCCACAGCCCCUUGAGAUGAUUGAAGUUGAUGAUAUGUUUAUCUCUGGUCUUAUAUUGCCUCUUGAUGAAAAUCCUGACAAGGAAAAGGAAAAGCGUGUUCGCUGUGAGGGUUUUGGAAGGAUAGAAGGAUGGGACAUCUCUGGUUAUGAAGAUGGCUUUCCAGUUAUAUGGCUUACAACAGAUAUUGCUGAUUAUAAUUGCCUUAAACCUGCAAACAACUACAAGAAGUUUUAUGACCAUUUCUUUGAAAAGGCACGUGCCUGUAUAGAAGUGUACAAAAAACUGUCAAGAUCUUCUGGUGGAAAUCCUGACCUAACUCUUGAUGAGUUGCUUGCAGGGGUUGUUAGAUCAAUGAGUGGAAGCAAGUGCUUUUCUGGUGCAGCAUCCAUCAAGGAUUUUGUUAUUUCUCAGGGUAAUUUCAUUUAUAAACAACUAUUAGGAUUAGAUGAGACAUCGAAAAACAAUGACCAGAAAUUUGCAGAUCUGUCUGCGCUUCUUGCCUUGAGAGAUAAGAGUGAGGAGCAUGGAAAUUUUGUAUUGGCAAAGGCAGUAAACACUAGUGGAAACUUGACAAUUUAUCAAAAGUUUGGAGACAGCGUGUCAAAUGUGAAUCAAUCUAUAUCCUCCACUGCAGCUGGGGAAGAUGAAGAUGCAAAGCUAGCAAGACUGUUGCAAGAAGAGGAGUAUUGGCAGACUACGAAGAAGCAAAAGAAAAUCCAUGGUUCAGCUUCUUCAUCAAAUACAAUCUACAUCAAAAUCAAUGAAGAUGAAAUUGCAAAUGACUACCCUUUGCCUGUGUUUUACAAGCAUUCCGAUGAAGAAACUGAUGAGUAUAUAGCUAUUGAUACUGAAGAGCAUAUCAUGGUUGACCCUGAUGAACUUCCUAAAAGAAUGCUUCACAACUGGUCACUUUAUAAUUCCGAUUCAAGAUUGAUUUCCUUGGAGCUUCUUCCAAUGAAACCUUGUGAAGAUAUAGAUGUCACCAUCUUUGGGUCAGGAAGGAUGACUGAAGAUGAUGGAAGUGGAUUCUCUCUUGAUGAUGAUCCUGAUCAGUCUUCUUCAGCGGGUUCAGGGGCACAGGAUGAUGUGGGUUUGCCAAUUUUUUUGAGUGCAAUAAAGGAGUGGAUGAUUGAAUUUGGAUCUUCGAUGGUUUUUAUAUCUAUCCGAACAGACAUGGCCUGGUAUAGACUUGGAAAGCCGUCAAAGCAAUAUACGUCAUGGUAUAAGCCAGUGCUAAAAACAGCAAAACUUGCAAGAAGCAUAAUUACAUUGUUGAAGGAGCAAAGUCGAGUGUCAAGGCUUUCUUUUGGAGAUGUAAUUAGGAGAGUUUCUGAAUUUAAGAAGGAUGAUCAUGGCUACAUAUCUUCUGAUCCAGCCACUGUUGAGAGAUAUGUGGUUGUGCAUGGACAGAUAAUACUACAGCUUUUUGCUGAAUUUCCAGAUGAAAAGAUCAAGAAAUGUGCAUUUGUGGUUGGCCUAACAAGUAAGAUGGAAGAGAGACAUCAUACCAAAUGGGUAGUGAACAAGAAACAAAUUUUGCAGAAGAAUCAACCCAAUUUAAAUCCACGAGCAGCAAUGAGCUCUAUGGCCCCUGUGGUGUCUAAGAGGAAAGCUAUGCAGGCAACAACUACAAGGCUGAUUAACAGAAUUUGGGGGGAAUAUUACUCUAACUACUCACCAGAGGAUCUGAAAGAGGCAACUAAUUGUGAAGCAAAAGAAGAAGAUGAGGUUGAAGAGCAAGAGGAAAAUGAAGAUGACGCCGAAGAGGAGAAGCUAUUACUUUCGGACAAAACACAGAAGGCUUGUUCGAUGUCAUCACGAACUAAAUCAUAUUCAAAAGAUGAAGUACUAUGGGAUGGGAAUCCUGUUAGCAAAACACAUUCUGGUGAAGCUAUUUAUAAUAGUGCCAUUGUGCGUGGAGAGGUUAUUAAAGUGGGUGCUGCUGUCUAUCUCGAGGUUGAUGAAUCAGAUGAACUUCCUGCCAUUUAUUUUGUAGAAUACAUGUUUGAAACAUCAGGCGGGAGCAAAAUGUUUCAUGGGAGAGUGAUGCAGCAUGGAUCAGGCACAAUUCUUGGUAAUGCUGCCAAUGAAAGAGAGGUUUUCUUGACAAAUGAGUGCUUGAAUUAUGAAUUGCAGGAUGUCAAACAGGCAAUUGCUGUGGAAGUACGGAAAAUGCCAUGGGGAUAUCAACACAGGAAUGAUAAUGCCACAGCUGAUAGAAUUGAUAGAGCUAAAGCGGAAGAGAGGAAAAAGAAAGGAUUGCCACUAGAAUAUUAUUGUAAAAGUAUGUAUUGGCCAGAGAGGGGUGCUUUUUUCAGUCUUCCAUUUGAUUCGAUGGGUCUCGGUUCUGGUAUCUGCCACUCUUGCAAAGUUAAAGAAGUUGAAAUGGAAAAAUACAUUUUUAGAGUGAAUUCUUCUAGGACUGGAUUUGUACACAUGGGAACUGAGUACUCUAUUCAUGAUUUUGUCUAUGUGAGCCCUUGUCACUUCACCAUAGAAAGGGAGGCUGAAACUUACAAGGGUGGAAGGAACGUAGGAUUGAAGGCUUAUGCUGUGUGCCAGUUGCUGGAGAUUGUUGUUCCAAAGGAACCAAAACAGGCUGAAGCAACAUCCACGCAGGUUAAGAUUCGGAGGUUUUCCAGACCAGAGGACAUUUCAUCUGAGAAAGCAUAUUGUUCUGAUAUUCGCGAGGUCUAUUACACUGAAGAAACACAUCUUUUAUCUGUUGAAACUAUUGAAGGAAAAUGUGAAGUCAGAAAGAAAAAUGAUAUUCCUCCAUGCGGUAGCGCUGCGAUCUUUGAUCAUAUUUUCUUUUGUGAGCAUCUUUAUGAUCCUUCUAAAGGGUCUCUCAAGCAGUUGCCCGCUCAUAUCAAAUUGAGAUACUCAACUGGGACUCAAGAAAGUGAUGCUGCUUCUAGAAAGAGGAAGGGUAAGUGCAAAGAGGGAGAAGAUGAAGUGGAAAAUAAGAGGGAAGCAACUCAAGGGAGACGUUUAGCCACAUUGGAUAUCUUCUCUGGUUGUGGUGGCUUGUCAGAGGGAUUACAGCAAGCUGGUGUCUCAUCAACCAAGUGGGCUAUUGAAUAUGAAGAGCCUGCUGGAGAAGCAUUCAAGCUCAAUCAUCCUGAGUCAUUGGUGUUUAUUAAUAACUGCAAUGUGAUUCUUAGGGCUGUAAUGGAGAAAUGUGGGGACACAGAUGACUGCAUCUCAACUUCUGAGGCUAUAGAAUUGGCUGCAUCACUUGAUGAGAAGAUAAUCAAUGAUUUGCCUUUACCAGGACAGGUGGAUUUCAUCAAUGGAGGCCCUCCAUGUCAAGGUUUCUCUGGAAUGAAUAGGUUUAGUCAAAGCACCUGGAGUAAAGUUCAAUGUGAAAUGAUCUUAGCCUUCUUAUCCUUUGCUGACUACUUCCGACCAAAGUAUUUCCUAUUAGAGAAUGUGAGGAACUUUGUGUCUUUCAAUAAAGGACAGACAUUUCGUUUAGCUCUGGCUUCACUCCUUGAGAUGGGUUAUCAGGUGAGAUUUGGUAUACUGGAAGCUGGAGCAUAUGGAGUUUCUCAGUCACGAAAACGGGCAUUCAUAUGGGCAGCCUCCCCUGAAGAAGUACUGCCUGAGUGGCCAGAGCCAAUGCAUGUCUUCUCUGCCCCGGAGUUAAAAAUCUCAUUGUCAGGAAAUUCACAUUAUGCUGCAGUAAGAAGUACCGCUAAUGGAGCCCCUUUCCGUGCAAUAACUGUCAGAGAUACAAUUGGUGAUCUUCCUGUAGUUGGAAAUGGUGCCUCUGCAACUAAUAUGGAGUAUAAAAAUGAUCCUGUCUCGUGGUUUCAAAAGAGAAUUCGAGGGAACAUGGUCACCUUGACUGACCAUAUAUCAAAAGAAAUGAAUGAGCUGAAUCUCAUCAGGUGCCAGAAGAUCCCAAAGCGGCCAGGUGCUGAUUGGCGCGACCUUCCAGAUGAAAAGGUUAAAUUAUCUACCGGUCAAUUAGUUGAUUUGAUCCCAUGGUGCCUGCCAAACACAGCUAAGCGACACAAUCAGUGGAAGGGGCUUUUUGGAAGGCUGGAUUGGGAAGGGAACUUCCCAACUUCUAUAACAGAUCCUCAACCGAUGGGUAAGGUGGGCAUGUGCUUCCAUCCUGAGCAGGACAGGAUUCUUACAGUUCGUGAAUGUGCCAGAUCUCAAGGUUUUCGAGAUAGCUACAAGUUUGCUGGUAACAUCCAACACAAGCACCGGCAAAUUGGAAAUGCCGUUCCUCCCCCACUGGCAUAUGCAUUGGGGAUUAAACUUAAGGAAGCACUAGACGGGAGGCUUAAAUAGUGGAAUUAUCUGGUUUAAUUUUUCCAAUUACAUUAAUGUAGAAAUCACUGAAAUAUUACUGAAUGUAUUACUCGGCAAACAGAUGAAAUGUUGUGAUUAUUUCAUUUUGUGGUGAA
This is a messenger RNA of Ricinus communis (castor bean), 5263 nucleotides long. Its product is annotated as DNA (cytosine-5)-methyltransferase 1. Gene Ontology annotation, cellular component: nucleus. Gene Ontology annotation, molecular function: chromatin binding; DNA (cytosine-5-)-methyltransferase activity. The coding region runs from base 519 to 5147 and encodes 1542 amino acids. NCBI's taxonomy places the organism in Eukaryota, Viridiplantae, Streptophyta, Magnoliopsida, Malpighiales, Euphorbiaceae. The record is from RefSeq and is a predicted model, not a curated record. The transcript has 12 exons.